Molecule: messenger RNA, 396 nt
Organism: Cetraspora pellucida
Lineage: Eukaryota; Fungi; Glomeromycota; Glomeromycetes; Diversisporales; Gigasporaceae
Source: the annotation of a GenBank genome assembly
AUGAAUAAAGAUGCCAAUGUUAUCAAUGUAUCUAGUGAAAUCAUUGAUCACAAAAAAAAUUUAAACGGAAAACCGUUAAGUGUGAUGGUUGCAGCCGGACCAUAUUCAUUGGAAAUGGGAUUUAAAUAUGAACCAUUACGCGAAUUGAUAAGAAAUAUGACAGAGGAAAAACCAGAUAUCUUAAUUUUGAUGGAACCAUUUGUCGAUGAAGAUCAUCCUAUGAUACAAAGUGGAGAGGUAUUAGGUACACCUGAGGAACUCUUUAGAAAAUUUAUUACGUUUCCAUUGGCUGCAUUCAUUAAAUCUUCACCGAAAACCAAGGUUAUUAUGAUUUCCAGUACGAAAGAAUAUUUCAUGAAUGUCUGUCAUUUCCUCGACAAAGCAGGAUUGCCAAAG